Messenger RNA from Xiphias gladius (swordfish), 742 nucleotides. It is a transcript of the gene tprkb, whose product is annotated as Tp53rk binding protein. The coding region runs from base 102 to 629 and encodes 175 amino acids. Gene Ontology annotation, biological process: telomere maintenance via recombination; tRNA threonylcarbamoyladenosine modification. The transcript is spliced from 4 exons. The record is from RefSeq and is a predicted model, not a curated record. Gene Ontology annotation, cellular component: nucleus; EKC/KEOPS complex; cytosol. NCBI's taxonomy places the organism in Eukaryota, Metazoa, Chordata, Actinopteri, Istiophoriformes, Xiphiidae.
CGGUGUCACCGUGUUAUGGUUCCCACUGAGUUCUCACGUAAAGGGCGGUGAAAACUGCUUAUUAACUGUAGUUUUCUCAUAUUUUGUCACACAUUUUUAGCAUGUAUCUAACGCAGGAGCUAGAGCUUUUCCCCGACCACAGAGUGACUCAAAUACUUUUCAAAGAGGUCAAAAAUGCCGCAGAAUUGAAACAAAGUGCCGUGGCGGGUAAAAUAAAUGGUGCCUUGAUCAACCCUACAAUGCUGGUCAAUCCUUUCCAAGUGCUGGUAUCUGCCAAUAAAGCUGUUCACUUCCAGAAAAUUGGAAAAAUGAAGACAAGAAGUCUAUACUCAGAGAUUAUCUUCAACCUGUCACCUACUAAUAAUAUCUCAGAGGCCUUCAAAAGGUUUGGGAUCUCAGACGGCGAUGACUCUGUAAUGGUGGUCGUUGUUCACAACAAAGACGAGUCGCAGCUUCUCACAGACAUCGCAGCCAAGGUGGAUGGACGGCAGGUUCCAGUGGAAGAUGUUUCCUUGCUGUCAGACCCUGCAAAGAUCAAAAAGCUGUAUAAAGUCACUCCCCAAGAGGAGAAGUGUGGGACUCUACUGGAUGCAGUUGUAUGCAGAAUGGCCACCAAGGAUGUCAUGUAGCUACAACAAGAAAAUAAGACCAAAAAACAAAUUUUCUUAUGGAACACCUGUCGCAUUUUUCCCAUAUGAGAUGUUAAAAUGGGUUUUUCAUUAAUAAUGUUAUUCCAACAUUG